UUUAUCGAUUCAAUAGUGAAUUGUUGCGUCAAAUUGUUCGAUAUAUUCACAUUAUAAGUGAACUGAAGGGAGUUGGAUUCAAGUAAUUACAUGCUCAGGAAUGCAUGCAUUGGCUUAAAAGAAACAUCAUCCCACUGUGAAUGCUGGACGAGACCGGGAAAUGGGUGGAGAGAUUACACAACCGGCAACAAAUGGCGUUUCUCAAGGACCUAGUGCUAAUUCGAAGAAUGCCAUUGAUGGAACCAAUCAUUUGAUGGCAUCACCAGCGAACGACAAUCUAAACAGUGAGAAUGAAGUUGCCAGCAAUUCAGAUGGUUUACCUAUAUCACAGAAAUCCAGUGAUUUACUUAGCAAACAUUUUCAAAUCAAGCGGUGGGACGCAUGUGCAUGCUGGUCUUGGGAUGUUGUGCAUGAUACGUGCGUAAUAUGUCGUAAUGUAUUGAUGAGUUUAUGUAUCCACUGUCAGGCAAAAGUUGGCUCCAGUCCUAUGAAUGAGAGUUGUCUUGUUGCAUGGGGCGCUUGUAAUCAUGCUUAUCAUGUGCACUGCAUAAAACGGUGGCUUGAAACAAGUCCUCAACAUCGUUGUCCAUUGGACAACAGAGAAUGGGAAUUCAGUCAAAUUGGUGAGUAGUUUGUUCAGCUAUUCCGAAGAGUAAAGUCCAAAGUACAGUUGCAAGAAAGUAUAACCCUUUUCUUAAAUAAAUAUUCCAGCUGAAUAGAAUGAAUAUGAAAUAGAAAAACAAAACGGUGACGGAACUGUUUCUUGGACGGAAAAAAUUGAAACAGCGGAAUGUUGAAUAGCCUGAAAAUUAUUCUGCAGUGUAAUCUUUUAUUUUCAUAUUAAUCAUAUCAUUUUCUUUUUCAAAUUUAAUAGUAGAAAAACAAAAUCAGGGAAAUAUACAAAUAUUUCUUUCA
Heterobilharzia americana is the source of this 915-nucleotide messenger RNA. The record is from the annotation of a GenBank genome assembly. Lineage: Eukaryota; Metazoa; Platyhelminthes; Trematoda; Strigeidida; Schistosomatidae.